AUGGCUUCCAUUACCUCUAUUGUUAAGACUGCUGACUACAUUUUAUCUAGACCAGUAUUAUCUAAGGUUGUUAGUCCUGUUGCUAAAGCAUUCGUUGCUUAUGCCGGAUACAGAGAAAUGGGUUUAAAGUAUGUAUAAAUUGAAAAAUAUAAUUAGACGGCAGCGAUUUGGUUAUCAUUAUUGAAAAGCAAGCUAUGAAUCUUAAGGGUUAGAUUAGAGUUUUUGAAAAUGUAUAAGGACGAAUACUAACCAACUAUAGAUUUAACGAUUUACUCAUUGAAGAAACUCCAGUUAUGCAGAAGGCUAUUUCCAGAUUACCAGAUGAAGAAAUCUACGCAAGAAACUACAGGUUUAUUACUGCUCACCAAUGUUCUUUAUCACAUCAAUUGUUACCAGCAAACCAAGCCGUUAAACCAGCAGAGGACACCCAUUAUUUGAUUCCAUACAUUUUAGAAGCUGAAAAAGAAGCAUUCGAGAAGGUUGAAUUAGAUAAUAUUGAAGUUCCUAACUAA
This is a messenger RNA of Debaryomyces tyrocola, 512 nucleotides long. The record is from the annotation of a GenBank genome assembly. NCBI's taxonomy places the organism in Eukaryota, Fungi, Ascomycota, Pichiomycetes, Serinales, Debaryomycetaceae.